GCUUGUUGCGGCUCAAGUACUGCCUCGUUUGUUUCUGCAGAGGGAGCAGCAAGUAGCUGUGCAUGUAGAUCAAGAGCUUCGCGUCUCCGCGCAGUUUUUGGUUGGUGGUGGCUGCGAGAGCAAUCUUUUGUCGCCGCAGAGCGUGGCCGCAUGGUGGGAGGGAUGAAGGAGUACACGGAAAGCAGCCGUGUUUUGUUUAGUCAGAUGACUACAAGCUUGAGCAACAUGUAUUGUGGUGGAUUACUCACCGAGGCAAAGGCGUGUCCAAGGAGGACCACAGCACAGAGGGGCGCGGAAGGGGCAGCGUCGAUGGGCACGGAAGGGGCGGCAACGAGUGCGUCCGACGGAGGCGGAGCGGCGGCGGAGAGGGUGUUGAGAAAGAGGAGGCCGGAGCUCGACGGCCGACGGCGGCCGUGCUCGAUGGUGGAGGUGCCGUCAAGGGAAGGGAAAGGGGAAGCGGCUGGCCUAGGCAGGGAAACGGGAAGCGGCCGGCCGGCGCGACUCCUCCGCGGGAGCCUCCCAACUGCAAGCGGAUCUGCGCGGACUCCGUCUCGCCGGGGAGCUGCCGACGGCAGCAGCGCGCGGCCUGCCCAGACGCGAGGAAGAAGAAGACCCCUUGAUUUGGACCAAUUGUGAAAUGAAUUUAAACUAUUAAGGGGGUUUUCGUAAAAUCGGGUUAAAACACGGCCACGCCCAUUAAUUCGGGCCGGAGGGAGUAUAU
This is a messenger RNA of Lolium perenne, 721 nucleotides long. RefSeq names its product fatty acid amide hydrolase. The record is from RefSeq and is a predicted model, not a curated record. NCBI's taxonomy places the organism in Eukaryota, Viridiplantae, Streptophyta, Magnoliopsida, Poales, Poaceae.